UCUCAUCAGACGUCAGCUCACAGCUGAGAGGGUAUGCAUAUAGGAAUCUCGCGUACAGCCCUAUACGUAACGCAUAACCAUAACGUACGUAAACAUCGUAUCGUGCACACAUUGAAGAAUUCACGACGACGUCGCGUCGUUCCGUCAAAUGUUCCACAAUCACCUGUCGCUUCGAUACAGUUCGAUUUUCUUACGUUAAAAUUUCAGUUUUCUUUCCUAUCGCGUUCAUACCUAUGGCCGAUGAAUUAAUCAAAUACCUAUCUAAGUUAACGUCGUUUUAAACACGGUUCCGCGUUUGAUUUACUUAAAUCGUGAUAUUUUCGUGUUAAUGAAUCUACGAUCAACAACGUCACUAUGGUCAGCACUACAAAUUUGGCAGUUACGUGCGCAGCUGAUUCGGAAGCGAUGAAAAAUUUUAUUCAUGAAAAAGACGCUGCGGCUUUAUCGGCUGAAAAAAAUGUCACGUCUCAGAAUAAUGCCACGUUUAAGAAUCGAAAAGAUGAAAGAGGAAGUUCUCUACGCCAGGUCACAGCAGCGUUCAUAGCGAAUUUGGGUACCAUAAAUACUGGCAUGACUUUUGGCUUUUCAGCGGUCGCUAAUCCAAAACUAAAGCAUGAUUCGUUAUUGAAGAUAACUUCAAGUGAAGCUUCUUGGGUUGCUAGUUUGUCAUCAAUUGGUACACCUUGCGGAUGCGUAUUGAGCGCUUAUCUGACUGAGAUAUUGGGUAGAAAGAGAACUCUAGUCGUAACCGAAUUACCAGCCAUAAUGGGUUGGAUUAUGAUCGCAACAGCUCCGUCGAUAGAGUGGAUUUAUGUCGGACGUGUUCUAACCGGGGUAUCUUCCGGUAUGAUCGGCGCUCCUUCCAGAGUUUAUACAGCGGAAGUUACUCAGCCACAUCUUAGAGGCAUACUUUCAGCUCUGGCUUCUGUCGGAGCUUCUUUUGGCGUAGCUUUCGAAUACUUACUCGGAUUUAUAUUCGAGUGGAGAACUUUAGCUUGGAUUAGUGCUACGAUACCGAUAUUGUCAAUCUGCACCAGUUUCUUAUUACCUGAAUCGCCAUCGUGGCUAAUUUCAUCGGGUCAAAAGCAUAAAUGUUUCAAUAGUUUGAAAAAAUUACGCGGUUCGACGUGCGAUGUGCAACGAGAAGUCAACACUUUGGUCGAGUUCAGCGAACGUCAUAAAACAGCCCCAAAUAUGACUGUUAGACAGAAAUUAGCAGCGAUAUUUCAUUCUUCGAUUUUAAAACCAUUCCUGAUAUUGACGACGUAUUUUUUAAUUUAUCAAAUGAGUGGCACGAAUCCUUUGACGUUCUACGCUGUAAAUAUUUUCAGGUUGGUUGGUCGACCAUUGGAGGAGGCAUAUGUCUUGACUGUCAUGAGCGGUUUUAUUAGAUUGCUCUUUACCAUUGUUGGAUGUGUACUCAUGUUACGAUGUAGACGAAGAACUCUAACUUUUGUAUCCACUAUAGGAUGUGGGCUUACUAUGAUCAUACUCGCAAUUUACGUUUACAUUCAGCCAUCGCAAACAUGGAUAGCAACUUCAGCUAUAUUUUUAUUCACUGCAGUAUCAACUGUCGGCUACUUAAUAGUUCCUUGGGUCAUGAUUGGAGAACUGUACCCACAAAAAGUACGCGGAUUAGUUGGCGGAUUUACCACAGCUUCCUGCCACUUUUUCAUAUUCAUAGCGGUCAAAACGUAUCCUCUAAUUCGCGAAAACGUAUCAGAAUACGCUCCGUUCUUAAUUUAUGGCAGUAUCUCGUUGCUAGGCACCAUCUUUCUUUACGUUUUCUUACCAGAAACGAAGGAUAAAUCUUUACAAGAAAUCGAAGAAUAUUUCACCGGAACGAAUAAACGUGCGAAAAAUCAGUAUGAAAAUGAGAAAAAACCUAUAGUAAUUAAUCAAGGAAAAACUCCCAGUAUAGUGUGAUAUUAGUAUUAGUGAUAUUUUAAUUUUUAAGCUUUUUCCUAUACUCCUAUGUAUCCUGGUUUGUUAGAUUAUUUAUUUUCUUCUGCUUUCCAAAUUAAGUAUGUUAUUUAUAUAAGUUUUAUAUUGAAAUAAAUGAUUUCAUUCGUUUUAA
Messenger RNA from Planococcus citri (citrus mealybug), 2077 nucleotides. Its product is annotated as facilitated trehalose transporter Tret1-like. Bases 355 to 1926 code for a protein of 523 amino acids. Gene Ontology annotation, biological process: transmembrane transport. The record is from RefSeq and is a predicted model, not a curated record. NCBI's taxonomy places the organism in Eukaryota, Metazoa, Arthropoda, Insecta, Hemiptera, Pseudococcidae. The transcript has 8 exons. Gene Ontology annotation, molecular function: transmembrane transporter activity. Gene Ontology annotation, cellular component: membrane.